Venturia canescens is the source of this 3663-nucleotide messenger RNA. RefSeq lists its product as uncharacterized. NCBI's taxonomy places the organism in Eukaryota, Metazoa, Arthropoda, Insecta, Hymenoptera, Ichneumonidae. The record is from RefSeq and is a predicted model, not a curated record. The transcript has 4 exons. Bases 31 to 3477 code for a protein of 1148 amino acids.
GCGCUAUUGCAUGGGGUUAAGUCAACGCCGAUGUACAAAGCAGGCAUGCUAGAUAACGUAACUGUUGCAAAUAAAAUAGUUCAUCAGUCGGUCGGUGGAAGCAUAGCGACCGCUUUGAGGGACCAUCGUCAGUCAUGCGUAAUGCCGAUACAACCGAAUCGUUCAUUGCCAGUCCAUCCCGCGCCUCACCACACGCAUUGCCGCAGCAAUAACAACAUCGUCAAAACUCCCUCGUCGUUCGUGCGAACCGCCGGCGGGUUCGUAAGUUCGAGCGCUCCUUCGUCGUUGUCGUCGGAACGGGAAGGGAUUUUUCUCGGGAGAGAAGAAGCAUCGUUCCUGGCGAAGAAAGAGGAAGAGAAAAAAUGUUCGGAGUCGUUAAAGCAGAGCAAAGAUUCCUCGAUUUUCGAAUCGAGAGACGAAAAUAAAUUGGGGGAGGAGCAGCAGCAGCAGCAACAGCAGAGAAACAGUGCGAGAAUCGAGGAAAUCGAAAAUGGACUUAUCGAAGGUUUGAAUGAUUUGUCAAGAAAACGCGCGCAUAACGACUGGAGAAAAAAGAUCAUGUGGAAUCGUGAAAAUCGUAUGGAAAACGAUCUCAUUGACAUUACUCGAAGCCCCGAAAGAAUCGUCGACCUCUCCAGUGACCUUCAAAGCGACGAACCCAGCUUUUUCUCCAAACACACCGACAGCCCAUCCUCCGGUUGUUACUUCGAAGAUGUUGCUCUGAAACAUAAGAAAAAACGUCGACGGAGAACGAAAAAGCACUCGAGCGAAUCGACUACCGACGAUUUUCACCUCCUUCAAAAUCGUUCUUCGAAAACCGUGCCACCGUUGAGAUUGAAAAAAAUUCAAAAUCUUCGCGAUCUUCGAACCUCCAUCUGUCAACAACCUAACGAAAUCAUCGAUUCUCAAUUUCGAUUCGACGAUACGACAAUCGUUUUUCAAAACAACCAAAACUUUCGGGAUAUUCGAAACUUGGAAAAUCCUGGCAAAUAUAGAAUCGUCACUGGACACACACCGCCCUACGACGAACCCACCGAAUCCUCUCAUGUCGUCUCACAAUCGGAUAUUCAUACUUUGGAUGCUGCUAAAUUAAAAUACAAAAGAAGUAAACUCGUGCUUAAACUUGAACAAUUGAAGGGUAAAACUAUCGAACUUGGCAACGAAAUGCUCAGGACUGUUCUCUCCUCAUCGAAUGGACCGCACACGAAAAAAGAACUGCAAAUUCGCCAGAAAUUGAAUCGGUACAAAACGCAGAUAGGAAAUUUGGAAAAAUUAUUAUCAGAGUUACCGGAAGUAGCGUCGGACUCCGAGGAAAGGGGAGAGAUCGAGCGUCAUCCCGACUUAUUAGCGGGGAGGCAAACCGAGGAUUUGAAUAACGUGUGCACAUCGACGAGACUUGGUUGCAGUUCGAAUUCGUCGUCGCGUCGGUCUUCGCCGUCGUUGGAGCCGCCAAAAUUGUCGCCAAAAUUUCCAACGUAUUACGAGUCUUCGAGAUCGCCGAGCGAACUGCGCAACAGUCCGCCAAUUUUGCCGCCUGCUUAUGUCACGUUAACGGAUUGCACAGACGACUCUUGUGACGGAAGAAACAUAUCGAUUCAUCGGGAGGGGGGCGACGGCUCGAGGCAAAGAAGCACUUCGGAGUCGAGGAAAAACUGUAAAAAUUCCAUUUCUCCGAGUCCGAAACCGGAAGUCAUCACUGAGGAGAUAAUGGAAAAUCACGUUGAAGAAAUUCUUGAUUUGAACGACGAUAAAAUCAUUUCUGAAUCAAAUUUCGCCUCGAGUACGUGUUUGGAUGAAAAUAACAUAGAAGAUUUAUUGUCAAACAGUUCGAUGGACGUGAUGGAAAUAUACGAGGAUUGUGCGAUCGAAACUAAGGAAGACCCGAUCGAAAACGUCGAAACCCUCGAGCCAGUUGUCAAACCCUCCUUCAGUCCAAUACCAAUAGAUAAAACUAGCCUCGAAGGCGAAGAAGCGAAACCGAUAGAAUUACGAAUCAUCGAUGAGAAUCUCGUCGAGUCUACCGAUACUCUUUAUGAAAAUGACACCAGCGAGGAAGAAACGAAGGAAAAGUGCGUUAAAGACGUUCCGACUGGGGAAGUUGUCAACGAAACCAGCCUCAACGCUAUACCUAUUUGUGAGAAGUUUCCAACCCUCGCCAAUUGGAUUGCGACGUGGUCGAAAAAACAGAUCGUCGACGAUGAAGCAAAGCUACCGAAAGUUCCAGUCGUCGUUGAACAACCCAGUGCUUUUCAAGUGAUUAACUCUGAGCCGGUAAAAACAACAGAUCAGAACGUCCAACAAAAGUCUCCUCGAGACUUAGUCACCGACAAUCUGAUAAAUGAACGAUGGAGAAAUGAAUCGUGGCAGGAACCAUUGCUUCAACGACAUCAACAACAGCAGCAGCAACAGCAGCAGCAACAGCAGCCUCUCUUGCAAGCUUAUAGUUCCCCGAAUGCGCCCUUGUCUCGUCCUCAGCCGCCGCCUCCGCCACCGCCCCCGCUCACCCAAGAAGUUUGUUCACCAAUCGCCAUGGCAGGAUUUUAUGCCAGAAAUUAUCUCGAUCACUACAGCAUGGCCUACAGUUACAAUCCAACAAUAGCAGCAGCCGCAUCGUUGUGGAACAGUGCAGCGAUAUUGCAGUAUCCAUUGAUGCGUCCAGCAACGUCAGCAGCGCUUUUGAAUUCGACAGAACCGUCGAGAAUAACCUCAGGAAAUGUUCAGUUCCCGGGUAAUAACGGUGGAAUAGCUCAACGCGGUUCUUAUCGAGUCGGGAUACAUAAUCAGAACGAAGCAAAGCGGCUGAAGCUGGACGGUAAUACAUUGAGCUACGUCCACCGGGACACCGGAAUUAAACUGCACGGGAAUGUAAUUUCGAGUUCGAUGGAAUCGUUGAAAAGAGGUUCCGAGUUUCAGCACGCGACAGGACAACCGAGAAUAUCGAUGAAUGUGGGAAAUCACGAAGUUACUAACUACAGAAAUUCUUUGCCCCAACCUCAAGAGCAAUUUGGGCGUGCAACUACUUACGGAGAUUCCCGACUUCCGGUAUCGAGCGCUGCUUGGCGAACGGGACAUUUGCUUGGUCCGAUCGCUCCUCAAUAUAAUUACGCAAUGCUCAACGGUUGGCCCACGAACAAUUCCUCCAAUAUGUUGAAUCCACGAAGCUCAAACUCAGUUCCCUCCUUUGCUCCACCCGCGAACGUCUUGUCCUCGAAUUCGCCCCGAGCCCGCAUCCCCAAAGUUACUGCAGAUUCGAAUUUUCGUAAUUGUGCGACUCCUAACCUUGGCAAAGUUCGAUCCAGUCCUAGCAGCACUGGAAAUUUAGAGUGCUCCAAUUGCGGACGCGCCGGACCAAUGUUCAAAUGCCUCGGAUGCGAAGUCGCCUUUUACUGCGACAAAAACUGUCAAGCUUGCCAUUGGAGCCGCCACGUUAAAAGUUGCCCCAAAAAAAUGCCCGAGCUCAAAAAAGUCGUUCAUUGAAUGUGUCAAUUGCAUAUCGUUGAUGUCAUUUUUUUUUUUUUUUUUUUUUAAUUCUCGUCGUUCCCCAUCAUCAUCCCACCAUUAACGUUAUUUAUUGUCGACAUCAUUAAUUUGUUGUGCUAUACAAUCCGUCUGCUAAAUGUCAUCGAUAUUUUUAUAUGUUAACAAGUAUAAAACACCGGGAAA